AUGGAAGCUAGUGGUGAAGGUGAACGUGGCAGUCUUGAACAUGGUGGAAGUAGUGGUGGUAGGAAUGGUGGUCAGAGAGGUGACAGAGCUAGCAGGAGGGGAGCUAGUAGUGAGAGAGGUGACGCUUCAAACAAAGAUGGAAUUGCUGGGAAAGCAGCUGGUGGUGAAAGGGUUGAAAUACUUGAAGUUAAAAGUGCUGAUGAAUAUGUACGUAUAGAAGUACAAUGUCCUGGAAUCCCAACCAUAUUUUUCAAUGAUCGAGUUCUUACAGAACCACCAUGCAAGCCCAACACAAAGAAACAUUUGACAUCGGAGCCUUCAUAA
Molecule: messenger RNA, 324 nt
Organism: Dovyalis caffra
Lineage: Eukaryota; Viridiplantae; Streptophyta; Magnoliopsida; Malpighiales; Salicaceae
Source: the annotation of a GenBank genome assembly